AUGAAGGCUCCCUCCAUCCUCCUUGUCCUCCUUGUUGCUCUCCUGGCUUCAGGAUCUGGUCUGGAGUGCGAGGUCUGCUUUGGCUCGGGCACAAGCUGUACGGGCACAGCAGUAACCUGCCCCGAUGCGGCUAACCAGUGCAGCAACAUCAUGACCCAGUUUAACUGGGCUGACAUCAAGAUGCUCAGCAUCAGCCGUGGGUGCAUGCCCUCGGGGAAGUGUGGCUAUGGCCCUGCCCAGGUCAAGAUGGGCGACUCCCUGGAGGUGAUGACUAGCAUCUCCUGCUGCCCUGAGGAUGACUGCAUGCCCACAGUGCCGACAUUCGAACCCACAGACAACACCCCAAAUGGCCGAUAUUGCCCCUCCUGCUUCGCCCUCUACUCUGCCCAGUGUGGUGACGAUGAAGUGGACUGCACAGGCAGUGAGGACCAGUGCAUGGACAUGCUUGGGAUCAUGAACAGCAGUUCUGGCACAUCCCUCCUCACCAUGAAGGGCUGCGUGACUGAAUCUGCCUGCCAGAUUCUGGAUGCCAGCAGAUCCAGCCUGGCAGGGAUAGGCAUCUACAUCAACCAGCUCAAGUGCGUCCCAGCCUCUGGUGCAACCAUCGUGGCCCCAGGACCAGCCAGGCUCCUGUUCCCAGCCCUGGCUGGGCUGCUCUUGGCAAAGCUCCUCUCCUGA
Alligator sinensis (Chinese alligator) is the source of this 678-nucleotide messenger RNA. RefSeq names its product phospholipase A2 inhibitor subunit gamma B-like. The transcript is spliced from 5 exons. NCBI's taxonomy places the organism in Eukaryota, Metazoa, Chordata, Crocodylia, Alligatoridae. Gene Ontology annotation, cellular component: extracellular region. Gene Ontology annotation, molecular function: phospholipase inhibitor activity. The record is from RefSeq and is a predicted model, not a curated record. Bases 1 to 678 code for a protein of 225 amino acids.